GUUGUUCAUCAGGUUUUGUGAAUAAUUAUAAGCACAACGCCGUGACCGGUUUGCUCAAAAGUGAUAUAUGUAUAAAUCGAAAAAAAGAGGGCUCUUGCUUAUUAAACUGUCUUGGAACGUUGUGAUGGAAUCGUUUGAAGGGAAAGAUAUUGAGGCCGUUGGAGAAGUUGGAGUCUGUGAAACCACGUCUGAAAAGGAUCAUAGAUGAUUACCUGGAAACCAUGUGGAAACAAGAUCAGUAAUGAUGACUCGCUUUUGGAAAGUUCAUAAUGAACGCAACAGAAUGGCACAGCAGCACGUCGACAGCGUCAUCGCUGUCAUCCAUGACUACUUCAGACGCGACGUCGUCGUCGGUGUCAUCGGUGACGACGCUGUCGCCGUCCCCGAUCCCAUCGUACCAGUUCCCGUACAAGACAUGGGAAAUGAUACUGAUUGCUCUGGUGGCCGGCUCGUUGUCCGUCAUCACCGUCCUCGGAAACGUGAUGGUGAUCCUGUCGUUCAAGAUUGACAAGACGCUGCAGACCAUCUCCAACUACUACUUGUUCAGCUUGGCAGUGGCCGACUUUGUGAUUGGUCUCGUGUCCAUGCCUUUGUUCACGAUGUACUUGUUGCUGGACAGGUGGCCCCUGGGGCCAGUGGUGUGCGACACGUGGCUGGCCCUGGACUACCUCGCGUCCAACGCGUCCGUGCUCAACCUGCUCAUCAUCAGUUUCGACAGAUACUUUAGUGUGACGAGGCCGUUAACGUAUCGGGCGAGAAGAACUCGAAAGAAGGCAGCACUGAUGAUAGCUUCGGCCUGGCUGAUUUCCCUGGCCCUGUGGCCGCCGUGGAUCUACGCCUGGCCCUACAUCGAAGGCGAGCGGAAGGUGCCCGAGGACAAGUGUUUCAUCCAGUUCCUGGAGACCAACACGUCCGUCACUCUGGUCACUGCGGUGGCCGCCUUCUAUUUGCCCGUCUCCGUCAUGAUUGGUCUCUACUACAGGAUUUGGAGGGAGACGGAGCAGCGGAAGAAGGACUUGUCGUAUUUGCAGGCGGACAACCAGCAGUCGCGGAACACGAGCAAGCGUUCCAACUCGUCGGACGAGCAGCAAGUGGUGAACCUGGAUGCUCAAAACCCGCGUGCCAACUCGGACGACGACACGGAGAUCCACCGACUCACUGGCGGCGGCGGUGCUCGUGGCGGCCCUGCCCUCAUCUCGGACGCCGCCAAUCGCUCGCGUCGCCGCACCGGCAGCACCACUGGCUCCAGUCGCCACCGCAUUUCGAGGUGGGAAUGGAUGUCGGAGAUGUUCAGCCGGCAAAUGUCGACGUCGUCGAGCAACGCGGGGAAGCUGAAGCGUCGCAAGAGCACCGGCAACCUGUGUAGUCAGGGCAAGAAACACAGGUUCUCCAUACCAUCCCUGGACGAGGUGGCGACGUGUGCAGACUUGGCCAGCCGCAUGGCCACCUACUAUCCACCGCCGUGUAUCCCACCGCGUGCUUCCCGCCCGACUCGUCGCCCCAGGACGGGUUCCAAGGGUCAUCACCGGUCGAAACCCGCUGGGGACACGGGGUCGGGCUCAUCGACGUCUCGUCACCGACUUCCGGCUCGUCGUUAGGGCGGCCCUCUAACCAUGUUUGUUUACUCGCAGAUUCAGAGACGGCGCGACGGAUUCCAACGCCAGCCGUCCAUCCGCAUGAUUUGCGAGGAGCCGGACAUUCAGUUCACACCCAAGACGACGUCGGUGGCGGCCCGGCGUGGCGGCGGCGUCGUUGGCAGCAAUUCGGUAGUGCCAGCGGCGGCGGCGGCGCAAACGUCGCAGGACUCGAGCGGACGUGACGGUGCGGGUUCCCCGUCGCUGACGUCGUCUCGCCGGUCGUCCAUGUUCCCGGUGUCGGGCUCGUCGUCGACGCGGAACCUCAUGUUGUCUCGGUCGACGACGAACCCGAGCAACCCGGCGGUGGGCGGACGGAAGCCCGACCGGAAGCGGCGCAAGAACCAGGAGCGCAAGUCCGACUCCCACCGCGCUGCCCGCACGCUGUCCGCCAUCCUCGGCGCCUUCAUCUUCACGUGGACGCCGUACAACGUGCUGGCCCUGCUCAAGAACCUGCUCAAGUCCGACCAGGAGGACGACUUCAUCCCCAAGGAGCUCUGGAACUUCGCCUACUACCUCUGCUACAUCAACAGCACCGUGAACCCCAUGUGCUACGCCCUGUGCAACGCGGCAUUCCGACGCACCUACGUCCGCAUCCUGUCGUGCAAGUGGAGUCUGAAGCGGACGAGGAGAGAGGCGGCGGCGGGGAUCGUGCAAGCCGCCGCCGCUGCCGCCACGGCGCCGCAAUCCACCUCCAAUAAUGCCAAUCGUCAGCAGCAGCAGCACUGCUGACAUCCCUGCGUCUUCACUGUCUCGUAGGGGGGAGAGAAGAAAAAGUUGAAAAGGGAAGCUCAAAGAAAAAGAACAUGUAUUCGCGGGAAAGAAGACUUCCAGCGUCCAAAGGUUACUUCGGUGGCAAGUGUUGUUUCAAGCCAAAGAGUCUUAACCGUUCUUCCAACGCCUUUUUUGUAUAUAUGCUGCGAAACUAAGGAUCUUGUAACAAAUAAUGUGAUAGCCAAGUACGCCAAAAAAAGGACAUAUUUAACCAACUUUGGUAUUAAAAACUUUCAUGGGAUUCCAUCAUCAUCUUCCCUGAAUAUUUUUUUCUUUUUUUUCAAGGACAAGUAAGUUGAUUUUCUGAUGCAGAAUGUGACUUAACAGAAAGUCACUGUACAGUACAGUAUUUCAUGCAUAUGUUCAUAGAAAGACAAUUAUCAUGAGUUUGUUGCGUUACCGUGUACCUUAAAAAUUAUCAUGGAUUUUAUUAAUUUUUUUUCAAUAUUAUUUCAUGAACCCGAAUUCGGAUUUUUCAACACCCAGGUUGAGAAGAAAGGAGUAAAUAGAGAAGAAAGAAAAUGUAAAUAAAUUUGUUUUUUGCUUGCAAUUCUGAUACAAACAAAACUUUGGAUCAUCAAGUGAUAAUAUUUUUCUUUGAAUAUAAAUCUUCCUUCUACUAAUGCUGAAUUCUCAGGGAAGUCAAUUGAUGGUUUUAGAAAUUCAAUUUAAAAUCCAAGGAAUUCUUUCUUGAUUUUUCAGUACCUUGUGUACUUCAUUCCUAAGUACAGAAAAAUUGUUAUGACCAAUGGAUUUUCUUCUGAGAAAGAAAGGAAGUGGAGCUAAAAAUCAUUGUGAAGGAGUAAGUUCAUAAAACUGUUGAUAAUCAUGUUCUUCCUUUCUCAUGACCAAUGAGUAAAAAAAAAAAUGGUUGAAUGACUGAAAGUGGGGAUUGCAUGAUGAAAAAUACUUGUGGGUGGGGGGUUUGUCUUGUCUCUUGGGUUGUUUUCAAAAAAGAAGAGAGGAAUCUGUACAAAUCAACAUGGCAUGGUUGGAAUUCAAGUACAGUACAGUACAGCAACAACUGAUGGAUAAUUUUUGUGUUCAAGUUAUGUGUCAGUAAUUCAGUAUUAAGUUACCCACAUUGUGCACACAUGACUGUGCCAAAGUGAACCUGUUUUGUGAAAUGCGCUCAAGAGGUCUGGUCAUGAGAAAAAAAAGCAACCCAGAAGGGGAUUCUUUUUGUUUUGUGAGGAGGGGUUCAUCAAGAACCUGUGUUGAUGGUGUUCAUUGGAAGAUAAUGUCGCCAAAAAAAAUUUUAUGAGCAAAAUGGGGAAAUGUGCAAUAGAUGAGAGAAAAAUGGGAGGGAGGAAGGAAGAAAGAUCAUUUGUAUGUGUGAAUCAUUGUGUGUGUAACAGCUCUGUGCUACAGAAAUGUUCUAUGGCAGCUUGUUUUUGGCAAAUGAGAUGAGGGGUGUGGGGGAAGUAUUGUUUCCAUGUGAGCUAUUCUUGGGCCAUUGGCAACAGGAGGGUGAAUCCUGUGUGUUCCCAUUUGACAGAAAUGUUAUGGGCAAUGAUACAUAGGCAUAUAUGUCGUGCUUAAUUUUGAAGGCCUUUUGGGAAGAAAACAAGGGUAGCUGCUGGCUUGGGUUGGAAAGCUACUGGUGUAAGCUGAGUGGUGCAACUGGAAUAUAUUCGCUUUUUGCUAGAAA
Molecule: messenger RNA, 4059 nt
Organism: Notodromas monacha
Lineage: Eukaryota; Metazoa; Arthropoda; Ostracoda; Podocopida; Cyprididae
Source: the annotation of a GenBank genome assembly